AUGCCACUUGUGUCUGAGCCGCUUGAGGCUCGAAGGCUCAACGCAAGCCAACGAGUUGCGGCCCGUGCCCGUGCCCUUUCCAGCGAGAGCCAUGAGCCGAGGAAGCCGAGACGUGAGCCGGACGUUGAGCCGAGCCAGGGACGACCACCGCUUUGCUUUGCUGCCGCCGAGCGAAGCCAGGCCGUGAUAAAGGGGCGCAUCGUCGCAACGCUCGUCUGCCCAGCGGAGCUUCAUGUGUCGGGUGGCCAAAUCCAGCUGGGCGACGACGUGCGCCCCCGCUUCAUGCACCUGACGCACCUGGAGCUGAAGCUCGGCCAGGCGUCGCAGUCCCUGCGGCUGGUCCCGGACCCGGAGAAGCACGGAGCGGAGGAAGACAGAGAGCUUCAGACGGUGCAGACCACAAUCACACUCCCAGAAAGCAUCACCCUUCCGGACGGAGCCACGGAGCGAACAAGAGUGCUGGGCUUCAAAUUCUGGGAGGCUGUGGAGCCCGAGACCGGCAUCUCGAGGUUCUUUGACCCGCAUGUGCUCCUGGACACCGGCGGCGUGCUGCACCUAGAGCCUUUGUCACGACGCGUCCUGAGAUCAACCUCCGUAGAAUUUGCUGGCAGACAGCGGUGGCUUCCGCCUUCUUUGGCUUCGCUCGAAAAAGAAGGUGGAGGUGAGCUGGACGUCGCCAGCCUCGCCGAGGUGGUGGGCCUGAGGUGCCUGCGGGGAAGCGUCGAGCACGUCGUGGGCUGCAUAUAUGGCACCUACAAUGCAUCCGCUUCCGCAUGCAGCGCAUGCAGCGUGACGACGGUCACAGGCGGCUCCUUCAUGUUCUGGGUGGACCUCCUGGUCUUAACUUGCGCUCUGUUCUACAUCGACGUGAUCCUCGACGUCAAGCAGCUCCUCCUGUUCGAGCAGAGUGGCCUGUAUGGCUACCUGUACCUUAACCUGUCGGGCAUGUCGCUGCCGCCCAUCUUCACCGCAAUUGAGGUGUGGCAUUUUCUAAGCCACCCAUCCAUGUACCGCGACCAUCUACAGUCGCGCCUGUCCCCCAAGCUCCUGCAUGCCCUGAUGCUGCUGGCGAUAUUGAGCCAGACGCUGCCCCUCUUCUUGGUCGGGAUCUCCGCCCACGCAAGGCAGAAACACCCACUGCUAGCUGGAGCCAAGGCUGCCGAGGUGGCCGAGUCCGCCAUCUCCGCCCUGGUGCAAGCCAACUUCUUGCUCUCGGCAGUGGGCGGCAUCGCCCAGAUCGAAGAGUUAGAGCUGUCAGAAAGCCAGGUCGUCAGCCUCGUGCUGUCCGUGGCGGUAUCCUGUCUGAGCCUUGGGCUCGGAUUUGGGACCCGGGACAAGAUCGACGCCGCAGUGCUGGGCCUGCCGGGCAAAGUGGACUGGGGAGUGACCCUGGCAGCGCUCGUCUCAGCAAGAUCCUUGGAAGUGUUAAGCCGCAUCCUGGCGCUCAACAUCUUCCAGAUCUCGGUGCGGGGCUUUCCCCUCCUUCGCUUCGGAAGCCUGGGGCUUGUGGGGCUACAUCUUCUGGCCUCCAAGCUGCUCUUUCCGGACGCCUCCGCUCCGGACGUGGCCGCCUCGGUGGUGGCGCACCCGGGGCAGGUCCUGGAGCCCAGCUCGCUCCUGCCCCUCAGGCGCUCCUUGGUGCUUCACUUUCUUCUGGUGGGCGCGGCUGCCGGGGCACAGCUGUUCUUGCGCAUCAGCUCAGCUCCAGAAGCUUGCAAGGUGCUGCCCGAUGCGUUGCUGCUCGCAUGGCUGGCCGUGAGCUUGGCCAGCUGGCUGCUGCUCGCCUUGCUGAGCCACUUGGGAGAAGAAGCAAAAGGCGGCCUGCACCGUUGGUGCGGCCAGGAUCGGGACCCUCGCUUCGUGGCCCUGGCAGCAGGUGGCCAGGCCAUCACCUACUCCACGCUGAAGGCCAGCUUCGGCGCGGAUGGCCAGGUGCCGAAGGCAGUCUUGACGGCCUUGCAGGGGAAGCAUCCGCUCGGCUUGGACACCGAAGCGGCCGUGCAAGGCCUGGAAGAGCACGGAGUGCAAUCGAUCCUGGACUCCGGCGUCAAUGUGAGACUUGGGAGAGGUGCUCAUGCGAAGCUGGGCCCGCAGCUCUUCGCGGACCUCCUGGUGCGCGCGAAGCUCGAGUCGUUGAGCCUCGACGAGCUUCAGCUCACGGCUGAAGAGUGGCAGGUGCUCGGCCCUGGCACCGAGUGGGAGAAGCUCACCAAGGCGAGCUUUGUGGAGUGUUUCGAUGAAAGCGGCGAGGGGGCCGCCGCGCUGCUCUCGGCGCUUGGCCGUUGCCGGCAACUUCAGGACCGGGCGGGAGAGAGGCGUUUCAAAAUGGGGAACUGGUGCCCUGUCGUGCUUUUCCCCCGCAGCUGCCAGGAUGUCGAUUUUUCUUUCUGCGGUCAAAUUGCUGCCGCAGCUUGGGAGCGGCUGCCGGAAGGUGCCUGGCCGGCUCUUCGCUCCCAUGACGGCGUGCCAGAAGAGCACUUGAGCCGACUUCGACAAAUCUGCUCGUAG
This is a messenger RNA of Symbiodinium natans, 2508 nucleotides long. The record is from the annotation of a GenBank genome assembly. Lineage: Eukaryota; Dinophyceae; Suessiales; Symbiodiniaceae.